AUGUGUGACUGUGGCGAUGAGGGCUUGUCGGUCACGCGACGGGAGAGUGCAUAUGACAUGAUUCACGUGAAGAACGCAGUGGAGAUAGUGCUCGAACAAUCACAGCCGCUAGAAGUUGUCAAGAUUCAGGCAAAUGAGGCCAAAGGAUUUGUAUUGGCGGAACCGGUUCUUAGCGUUGAACCAUUUCCAGCAUUUCGUGCAAGUAUCAUGGAUGGUUAUGCGGUUGUUGCAGCGGAUGGAGUGGGCACGUUUCCUGUGGUGGAACGCAUCGCAGCGGGUGGUAUGCCGUUAAAAAAAUUGGAACCUGGUCAAGUGUCAUACAUCACAACGGGAUCUCCCGUUCCAGAUGGAGCUGAUGCUGUGGUAAAAGUCGAAGAUACAAGCAGCAAUAAAGACAGUGACAAUCGAGAAACUACAAUAGAAAUUUUGAAACCAGUAAAAUCAGGACAGAACAUUCGGGCAAUAGGAUCAGAUAUUAAACCUGGAGAAUUGCUUGUAGAUGACCAUGAAGUCGUGACUGCUGCAGAGAUUGGGCUGCUGGCAACGGCUGGAAUCACUCACGUUCAAGUGCAUCGAAAACCUGUAGUUGGUGUUCUGUCGACUGGUAGUGAGCUUGUGGAAGCUUUUGAUGAGACGACAACACCUGGUAAAAUUCGAGACAGUAACCGUCCAAUGCUGCUAGCAUUGCUACGUGAUUGGGAGGUCCAGACACUUGAUUUAGGCGUGUGCAAUGAUCAAAAACACGCAUUGCGAGACACGGUUUUUAAAGCACUCGAGAAUGUUGACGUGUUAAUUACAAGUGGUGGCGUAAGUAUGGGAGAGUUCGAUCUCAUCAAGCCUUUGCUAGAAGAAGUGGGGACAAUUCAUUUCGGGAGAUUGUUCAUGAAACCUGGAAAACCCAGUACAUUUGCUACAUUAGAACUAGAAGGCAAAAAGAAGAUGGUGUUUGCUCUUCCGGGUAAUCCAGUAAGCUCGUUCACGACAUGUCAUCUGCUAGUUCAUCCGGCACUAAAACGACUUCGUGGAUCACCUAUUACAAAGUGCUAUCACACAACAAUCUAUGCAACGCUCACACACUCGAUCAAACUGGAUGCUGAACGUCCAGAAUAUCAUCGAGCUAAUUUACAAUGGGACGGCAGCCAACACAAAUUCUUAGCUACCAGCACUGGACGCCAGAUAAGCUCGCGGUUGCUAAGCUGUCGCAAUGCGAAUGCUCUACUUUGUUUGCCAAUCGGUACAGAAGUGCGUGAUGGUGAUGCUGUCGCUGCUCUAAUUCUAGAUAGCUUUGGCAACGUUCGAAAUGACAUGAAUCGCAAAAGUCCUAGACGAAGUGUUGAAACACAGAGGUCUGAGCAAAUGACACCAGUAAAAUCUGACACUACCCAGACAGUCUUUCGUGCUGGACUUAUAACGAUUAGUGACCGUGUAUUUGCUGGUACAUCGGUUGAUUUAAGUGGACCAGCAAUGCUUCGUGUGCUUCAAGAAGUGAACCGUGUUAAGAUCAAGGUUGAGCAUGUGAAGAUUGUGUCGGAUGACAUGAAUCAGAUCCAAACAGUGGUCAAGGAGUGGGCGGACUCGGACACAGUAGAUCUGAUACUGACUUCAGGUGGGACGGGUUUCAGUCCGCGUGAUGUUACUCCAGAGGCAAUUAAAGGUGUGCUCGAGAAAGAAAUCCCUGGAUUCCCCAUUGCAAUGCUUGAGAGAUCACUAAAGAUCACAGCAAAAGCUGUGCUGUCUCGGCCUGUAGCGGGCAUUCGAAAAAAGACAUUGAUUGUUACAUUACCUGGAAAACCGAAAGCAGUUGCUGAGAACUUUUCGACAAUUGUUGAUGUCUUACCACAUGCGCUGCACCUUAAUGAAGCAUAA
This is a messenger RNA of Plasmopara halstedii, 1866 nucleotides long. RefSeq names its product gephyrin-like protein. Gene Ontology annotation, cellular component: cytoplasm; cytosol. Gene Ontology annotation, biological process: Mo-molybdopterin cofactor biosynthetic process; molybdenum incorporation into molybdenum-molybdopterin complex. Gene Ontology annotation, molecular function: molybdopterin molybdotransferase activity. NCBI's taxonomy places the organism in Eukaryota, Oomycota, Peronosporomycetes, Peronosporales, Peronosporaceae. The record is from RefSeq and is a predicted model, not a curated record. Bases 1 to 1866 code for a protein of 621 amino acids. The transcript is spliced from 8 exons.